Molecule: messenger RNA, 1034 nt
Organism: Pseudophryne corroboree (corroboree frog)
Lineage: Eukaryota; Metazoa; Chordata; Amphibia; Anura; Myobatrachidae
Gene: UBE2G2
Product: ubiquitin conjugating enzyme E2 G2
Exons: 7
Coding region: 103-657 (184 amino acids)
Cellular component (GO): cytosol; endoplasmic reticulum
Source: RefSeq, a predicted model, not a curated record
GGCGCAUGCGCGCUGGCCGGAGUGAGCUGACGUCUGUGUGACGUGUCCCGGGAAAGCGGAGCCCGCGUUACUUCCGUAAAUAAACAGCCGAAGCGAACAGGGAUGGCGGGGACGGCGCUAAAGCGGCUGAUGGCCGAGUACAAACAGCUGACGCUGAACCCACCUGAGGGAAUUGUGGCAGGCCCCAUUAAUGAAGAGAAUUUCUUUGAAUGGGAAGCUCUGAUCAUGAGAACAGGUUAUGUAAUUGGUGAAUGUAAAACUUUGGCGAGGAAAACAGGACAGAAGGGCCCAGAAGACACAUGUUUUGAAUGUGGAGUAUUUCCAGCAAUCCUCAGUUUCCCUCUAGAUUAUCCGUUGAGUCCACCAAAAAUGAGGUUUACCUGUGAGAUGUUUCACCCAAACAUAUACCCAGACGGCAGAGUGUGCAUCUCCAUCCUGCAUGCUCCAGGAGAUGACCCCAUGGGGUACGAGAGCAGCGCAGAGCGCUGGAGCCCUGUGCAGAGCGUAGAGAAGAUCCUGCUGUCCGUGGUCAGCAUGCUAGCAGAACCCAAUGACGAAAGCGGAGCCAACGUGGAUGCUUCGAAGAUGUGGAGGGAAGACCGUGAGCAGUUUAACAGAAUCGCCAGGCAGACUGUGCAGAAAUCUUUGGGCUUGUGAGGAGACACAUUCUGUACCGGACUUGAUCAUAAAUGCGUGUUCCCAUUAUUGCCCCAUAGCUGCUGACUGACCAUCCUCCCAUCGCUGGGGUCAGUGACCUCUCACCUCUCAGUAGGAGGUAUCUGCAUGACUGCGUUUGUUUCCAAUAGGAGGGCUCCAUUACUGCACAUCCUGGCAUUUUGUUACAGGGAGAAUGUUAAUUGGGCAUCUCAUAGAUGUUGUAUGUAUCAGAAUCUAUUGAAAACAUUGCACACUUACAGUACAAAUACCACAUUUGUACAAGGACUCUGUACCCUGAAUAUGAUCUCUGUAGUACAAUCCAUCACAGUAUUUUGUAACUGCACAUUAACGUCUAAAUAUAUUUGAAAAUUGCUCGA